Molecule: messenger RNA, 728 nt
Organism: Lactuca virosa
Lineage: Eukaryota; Viridiplantae; Streptophyta; Magnoliopsida; Asterales; Asteraceae
Source: the annotation of a GenBank genome assembly
AUGAUUAGGGGAAGACCUACAGUUGCAAAUUUAUAUAAGUUAUUGUUCGACUGGAUCAGUGAAAUUUGGUCAUCCAAGUGUUGUCGCAGGAUGCUGAGAACAAAACAUUAUUGUAUAAUAUGGUCAUUAAAAAUUAUUCCCAGGCAUUUAUCAAAACUUGAAAUAUUGAAGCAUAAUGGAAAGGGACCAGAAAGCAUAAUCCAUUACAAAGAGGCUGAAGGUUUUUUCUGGAUCAAUAUAAACAUCCAGGAAGCACAUUUAACAGAUCAUUUGAGUAAUGUUGAUUGUUGGUGGUCAUCUCCUUGGCAACAGAUCUCGCUGAAUGGUUAUCAGAAGUGGAGAGUUCCAAGUCAACACGGAAGAAAGAGAGAGGAAAAUGAAAGAAUUUGCAUCCUUAUAGAGUUACCAAGAGGUUGAUAGUUCAAACGUCGGUAUUAAAAAAUAAAUAAAUAUUAACUAAAAUGGAAGUAUUAAAAAAGUUGGAAACUAUGGUGGCGGGUGCUCAGAAUGUGAAUGGGGUUGCAGUCGGUGGACUUGAAGAGUAUUUCGGUAAUUCGAGGUUUUGUUCUCAUGUUACUAAUGGUUAUGGCAAUGGAAUGGAAUCACAAAAGAGCAUUUCAAUCUCUACAAUCAUGGAUUCCAUUCGGGUUUCAUGUAAAUACACUAUAAUAUUUUUUUUUUUUGGCUUCUCAUUUCCGCCUUCAUAUAUAUUGAUGCAAAUAUGGAGU